UUUUUUGUAGUGAUUUUUUGUAUGUGUGAAAAAGUCUUCUUUGUGAAUCAAAAACAUAUGAUACUGUUAAACAAAUAACACAAAUGAAAACGGAGAAAUAUAUAAAAACAGUGUAUUGUUUAAGAGACAGACACAACACUAAACAAAGUGAUAAAUCAGCAGUGGAAAAUGAAAGGUAACCAGCGACGGGAAAACUUUAAGCAAUUGAAUAAAAUUUAGUCCCUUCAUUUCAAAUCGCUAGGUCCAGCCAACCGCACCAACAAAAUAUAUAAAACAUUCUAAAAAAAGAAAACCAACAACGUCACUAAAUACCAAUUUGUGGUGUUUAAUAUUUAUUUAUAUGCUAAUUUAUUUUUAUAAUAAAUUGGUAUUAACCCACAAACCAACACGACAACAUUAAAAUCGGGUGAAAGAUAAUAAAGAAGCAACAAAAAGCAAGCACGCGCAUCUUCUUUUGCCGUCUUUGUUUUGGGAUAUAAAACCGGAAAUAAUUACCCCAACACUCAGCAAAAACAACCGAAAACGAAGAAGUAUUGUGCAUCCUGUGAAAAGAUUGUCUGCCAGAUUGGAAAGGACUUUUUUUACAUUGCCUCUCGCCCACUUCAUAUAUCAUUUGACUUUAUGUGGCCUGAUUUGGGCGCUGACCAGGAGUAAGUGAGCGAUCGAUCCCGAAGAGAUGGCCCCGCCCAACUGCCUGCUGGCGGUGCUGGCGCUAACGGUUUUCCUGGGGGCCAGCGACGGCCUGCCGAUCACCUCGCGCCCCAUCGAGGGCAACGUCCAGCGGAUGGUCUGGGAGGACUGGGUGAACCUGGACCCGGAGCAGCGGAACCUGACCAAGGAGAAGAAGGUGACCGCCAAGUCGAUAUUCACGCUGCCCUUCCGCCACUGUCCGCAGGGGCACACGCUGUACAACCAGCUCUGCAUCCCCCAGUCCAACAUCGAUCCCACGGACCUCAUCAAGCAGGAGCUCCUCCUGGCCGGCGGCACGGACGGCAAUCCCCCGCCGCCGCCCAUCGGAGACUACGACUACGGCGACGACGUGGAGAGCGACGAGAUCGUGUACGACCUGUCGGUCAUACCCACUGCCAUGCAGGACGGCUUGCCGCCCGCCGUUGGAGCUGAGGAUCAGGCCCUGCCCAGCGAGGAUGCGCCGCUGAAAUUCAAUAUUUUCGAGAAGAAAUUCCCCACGGGCACGGGUGAGCCCGAGGAGCUGCCCCUGCCGCCGGCAACGCAGGCCAGCAACAGCAACAGCAGCACCACAGCAUCAUCACCAGCAGGAGCAGCAUCAACGACACCAGCUGCUCCCUCGGGGGAGGCCAGUGGCCGCAUUGCUGGCGGGGACUUGCAGGCGGCUCCCAGCAAUGCCCUGUCCACAUCGACAAAUCUCACACACAGCAACAGGGACAUUGGCCAGGUGGAGGCCAUCGUGUUGCCGGCGGGUCAGGCGCAGGAUGGCGCUGUCCAGCUGGUGACCAGCUCCCUCACCGAUAGCAACAACGACUAUUCCUCCAGCACAGCGACUGCAUUCAGUGCGGAGGCGGAUCUGGACCAGCUGCUCAAGGCAGACGCCUUUCUGCCGGCCUACGACGGCAGCAUAGAGCUGUUGCCGCCGCUUUUCAGCCAUCGCAAGGUGUCGCCGCCGUUGAGCGCAGACCAGGAUGUACAGACCAAGCAGCCAGAUGAGGAGGAGGAGGAGGAGAGCACCACGGAUAUAGUGCCAAGUGGGGAGGAGGAGUACACCACUGAGUCGACGAGCACAGAUGCAGACGACACAACGGUUGCGGAGGCGUCGAUGGAUACCGCCUCCACCUCUAGCCAAACAUCACCACAUCCGCCAGAAGAACCCGAGACGGAUGAAGGUGAAAAUCGCCUGGUAUUGAUAAAAUCGAAAGUGCAACCGGUUCAGCUGACGACAACAACAUCGGCCACGGCAACAUCAACAACUGCAGCUGAUGCUGCUGACUCGAGCUCCUCCACUGACCGGUUUCAUUAUCAGUAUUUUGUAGAAGAAGUUGCCGCUAGCAGCACGACAGCAACGCCAGAGCCCAGCAGCAGCGAACUGAUCGCGCAGAGUGACAAUGACAAUUUAAUGACAAAUACAAUUGGCGGCCACGCCAGUGAAAUUGAUGACCAACAGGAGCUGCGGCUCAUCAACGAGCUGGUGAAGGGCAUGCAGCGCAAGCAGCAACAGCAGCAGCUUGAGCCAACCGGCGCAGAAGGAACAUCCACAUCCACACCAGCACCGAAAUCAACUGAGGAUGCCACCGUCACAACAGCAGCAACCUACACAAAUUGGUCAAAGGUGAUGCCGCAAUUAGGCCAGGGCGCAAGUGAGGCAGGAACCAGCACAGAGACAGCAGCAACAUCGAGCCAGGCCGAAUCAGCGGCAGCAACACUAUCAAGUAUUACUAAUCGUAGCAAUAGGAAUAGCAAAAUAAUAAGAGUAGAAGGGCCAGCAGCAACACCUCCGAACCAGGACGGCUACACGCCCUUCUGGUGGCUCCCGAGCAUCGGUUGGCGUCUGGAGCGCCAGGUGGACGGCCGCGGCGAGGAUCAGUCGCUGUUGCUGCGGUUCUUCAGCACAUUUCGCGGCAGCGACGCGGCAGCAGGCACUCGCUAACGGCAACACCAAAGGCAGCAGCAGCAACUCCUGGCUCUGGCCACCGACUAGAGCCACAGGACGUCGCUGGGUGCCGCCCAGUCUAGUGUAAGAUAUGUAGUGUCGUGUCAGCAACACCGUUUCAAUUGCAUGUUGAAGUUUGUUCAUAGUUGUCUCACCUUUACACUCAUCCCUUGUCUGAGUAAAUAUUUAUUGCCUUUUAAUGUUUUAAUUGAAUGCCAAAUUGUACAUAGCACAUCCGAAACUCACUACUUAGCAACAACUUUUGCUUUAUUUUUGUUUGCCCGGGCAUUUUUUUUUUGUGGUAUUUAAACUGAUUUCUUUUUUUAAGUUGUUGAUUUAAUUUUAGGGGGACUUUUUUUUUACAUUACAAUAGUUUUAUAUGUGCGUGCUGCUGUCGUUGUUGCGAGCCCUAGCAAUAUUAAUUGUGAUUACUUAGGAUUAAGAAUUGAUUGUUAGACUUAGGCCAAUGUAUAUGUAUACUCUGAAUCUUUCGAUGUAUCUUUUUUUUUAUAUUAUCAUCACACUUAUCCAAUAUAUAUAUGUAUAUGUAAUAUCGGAGGACCUGUUGUAGCUGUCUCUGUGUAUAUACGUUAGUGCAAAAGCCAUUCAAACCGAAGCAUUUUCAAACGCAUUCAGUGAAAAACACACGUGUUUCUAUCCCUGUAUUGUAAGCCCAAUAGUUGUGAAACCACUGUAAACAGAUAUCAAAACUAAAGCAUAGAAAAUAGUGUAAUGCAUGUGUAUAGUUGUAGAAAAGGCGAUUCAGGCGAACGGCGUGUUUUUGUCAAUGAAAUUCAACCAACAACCAAAGUUCUGAAGAAAAACAAAUGCGGAAAUGCAAAAA
Messenger RNA from Drosophila takahashii, 3467 nucleotides. NCBI's taxonomy places the organism in Eukaryota, Metazoa, Arthropoda, Insecta, Diptera, Drosophilidae. The record is from RefSeq and is a predicted model, not a curated record.